Messenger RNA from Pyricularia grisea, 330 nucleotides. RefSeq lists its product as uncharacterized. NCBI's taxonomy places the organism in Eukaryota, Fungi, Ascomycota, Sordariomycetes, Magnaporthales, Pyriculariaceae. The transcript has a single exon. The record is from RefSeq and is a predicted model, not a curated record. The coding region runs from base 1 to 330 and encodes 109 amino acids.
AUGGACCGCGUCGCGGGGACGUGUCUGCACACGUACCGCGCAAAGGGCAGGUGGCGGAACGAAAGCCUCCGCGUGCAGAGCUUGCUGGACGCCGGGGAGAGGUUCAUCGUCGCGGGCGACGAGCUCAGCUGCGAUGCUGUCGUGGAUGAGACCGCUGAGCAGGUCGGUAAGGUCUGGGUUUGGGAUCUUUUCACUGGUGAGGUCGUCGCAAUGUUCAAGGUCCCGUGGGGUGGCCGGGUGCGGUUGCGAAUGGGGUUGGGGAGGAGGCGGGCGGUCGGGCGCGAUGGGAAGGAAAAGGGACGCAAGAAUAUUAUGAGCUGUCUGGCGUGA